This is a messenger RNA of Anopheles stephensi (Asian malaria mosquito), 5077 nucleotides long. Its product is annotated as sporulation protein kinase pit1. Gene Ontology annotation, molecular function: protein serine/threonine kinase activity; ATP binding. The record is from RefSeq and is a predicted model, not a curated record. Gene Ontology annotation, cellular component: nucleus; cytoplasm; cilium. Gene Ontology annotation, biological process: protein phosphorylation; intraciliary transport; intracellular signal transduction. NCBI's taxonomy places the organism in Eukaryota, Metazoa, Arthropoda, Insecta, Diptera, Culicidae. The transcript has 7 exons. The coding region runs from base 2394 to 4832 and encodes 812 amino acids.
GUGUUUUCAUAAAAGUGGUCCAACAUCCUCAGAAUGUUUGUGCAGGACGCGCUCUGUUGUGGUUUGGCGUUAAGUUUCCAAACGCAACCGUAAGGACUGUCUUGCAACGGACGGGUGGUUGCCUAGGAAACGGAUAAACAUACACGAAUUGGUUGGUACGCACCCAUCCGGUCCCGUUUGCUGGUGGAAGCUAGUUGUAAAAGGUUCGUUUUCCUGUAAUGGUCGACACGGCCAUCCGUUUUGCCUGUGGCGCUGUACGUUUGAGUGUUAGGAGCGUAAUCGACCGUAGAAAAAUGAAAACAGUGUAACAAAGUUUUAUUGGUUGUGCUAAAGUGUGUCUGCGUCGUAGGUGCCUUAGAUGGGUGCAGCGAAAAGUGGAGUGAAAAUCUUAUAUGCUACCCGUGGAAAAUGUGAAAAAGUGAGUUGUUUUACAAGAAAAAAAGUAAAAGUUUGUUGGAAAAUAUCAAUAAGCAAUACAUGCAUGUUUGCCGAAAGUGAAGUGAAUUGGCACAGCAGAACCGUUUGACCGGUUUGUCGUCUUGCUGGCCUCGUUCCGUUAUAUCCAAUUCCAUCUGCACGUUGCGUCUGUGAAGUAUCGCGUUUCAUGGCUACCCUACGGAUCACUUUUCAUCACACGUUGCUGCUCAUGGUGUUCCUUCUGGCCAAUUAUGAUGCAUACCAACAACUGGAAAAAAAGGUCUUCACGGCUCAGGUUGAAGAAAAACGUUACUGAGUGUUAGUUUUCCAAGGCAAAGUAUGAUUGAAGUUGCAGCACAUACACACAGGGAGAAAAAAAAAACAACUUUACUCAGCGUGUGGCGAAAAACGAGGUCAAACACAACCGAUGGCGCUCUCCUGUCGGGCGUGAAGGAUUCGCACGGCAAGCGUAGCCAUGGUCCUGUGAGGAUUCGUAUUAUUCUUGACAAUAUCGAUGGGCGAUUGUGUAGGUGUAGAGUGUCGAAGAAAACACACACACACACUCACAAAAAACAAAGUUUUUCUCAGGCUCACUAAUUGGCGGAAAAGUUCGACGGCACAGAAGGGCGGCACGUUUGCCUGGGUUGGGUACAACGCACCGUCGAGUGUAAUGUUUGGCAUGCGAAUGUUUUGAUAGCAAGUUGCGUGAUAUUUUGUGGGUUAAAAGGUUAAUGGUGUCGCUUGGCUAGCCCACAUUGGGGGUCCAGUUUUGGGCAAAUUAUUAUACUAUUUAUCAAUUUCUUGAUUUUUCUUUAUACAGUUCAUUAGGAAAUUAGGAGUUCGAGAGUAUCGGUCUAUAAUGUUUCUUGGCUUAAUUUUACCCAUAGUCGGAUAGCUAGUUCUGCGUAUGGGGAGACUGUCCGGUUGGUGGGAAUUCGAUCCACUGGUAUCGCGUGGGAAAAUGUAAGAAGCUUGCGCCCAGUAUAGGUUUCACGUAGUCAUUCACUGACAAAACAACGCUUAUCUUUCAGCGAGCAUCUACCGGCCUAUGAUAGGGUACGUGCUUAUCGCUGUUUCGUGACGCAGCGAAAGAUGGGUGUUCCUGACCUUCCUGAAGGUUCAAAUUAGGUUUGGUUGUUGACCAGAAUAUCAUCGUACGCUAUCAAUAGUUUAGCGGCCGGCGUUGAUAGUUAAUCGAUCGCGUAUUCAAUUUUUGUGAGCUUUUAUCGUUAGCUACGCAAGUCACUUUCCUGGUGCGUGAUUUAUGCCAGUACAAGAUAAGCUAGAAAUUUUACUGGAAAGUAUUUAGACUUGAACUUUAGACUUGAAAAUAUUAUUAGUAUAAUGCCUUCUAAUAAAAUUCCGUGAUCCAGUUCACUUCUCCAAUGAUAUAAACAAACCCCGUGAAAUAGUUGUUUUGUUUGCUCUACUGUUGGAUGUUUUGCAGUACACCAUAUUUAUUGAUUCCAGCUACCGUGCUUUAACUCAAUCAAUAAUUCAACCCCAAACUCUGAAGGUUUCCCAUUGACCGGACGUUUCCUUGGAGAGAUGCAAACACAGUUGCACCCAGUAUUUAUUGUCCGGCGAGCGAAUAAAUUGGUGUCUUGUUAGUGAUACGGGUGACAGCGCUAGAAAGGUCAGUUCCGAGAAAAAAAGGGGACCUAGUUGAAAAACUAUAACUGCCCCACGUACAAGUGCAAUGAUGAGUACCACGAAUGCCAUAAGGAACGGAACUGAACCUGGCACUGGCGAGUAUCGCUGGUGAGCUUAAAGUUGCUUCGUACUACAAGUGUUUGUGAAGAAAAACAGACUACGAAAAGGAUGUCCCAAGUGGUGGUGUAUUGUUUGGUACUGGUUUAAUGUUGGGCAGGCAACGGUUUUGGAUCCUUGUGGCGCGCAUCCACUUUUGCCUGGAAUGUGACGGUGCUGGUGGCACCGGGUAGAACAACGGUUGUACAGCAAGACACGGUCCAGCCAUGAAUCGAUACCUGACGCUCAGCCAACUGGGAGACGGUACGUACGGUACCGUUGUCCUUGGCCAGCGGAAGGACACCGGCGAAAAGGUCGCCAUCAAGCGCAUGAAGCGGAAAUAUUACUCCUGGGAGGAAGCCAUGAGCCUGCGGGAGGUGAAGUCGCUGAAGAAACUUUCCCAUGCCAACGUGGUGAAGCUGAAGGAGGUGAUACGGGAGAACGACGUGCUGUACUUUGUGUUCGAGUACAUGCAGGAAAACCUGUACCAGCUGAUCAAGGACCGCGAUACCCACUUUCCGGAAGCGACCGUAAGACUGAUACUGCAGCAAAUUCUGACCGGGCUGGCGUUUAUGCACCGGCACGGCUUCUUCCAUCGGGACCUGAAACCGGAGAACGUGCUGUGCAGUGGACCGGAAAUGGUGAAAAUAGCCGACUUUGGGCUGGCCCGGGAGAUACGGUCCCGGCCACCGUACACGGACUACGUUUCCACCAGAUGGUAUCGUGCACCAGAAGUGCUUCUACAUUCUACACGCUACGGUAGCUCCAUAGAUCUCUGGGCGGUGGGAUGUAUAAUGGCAGAAUUAUACACCUUUCGGCCACUGUUUCCGGGCUCGAGCGAGGUGGAUCAGCUGUUUAAGAUAUGUUCAGUACUGGGCACACCGGACAAGUCCGAUUGGGCCGACGGGCACAAACUUGCCGCAACGAUACAGUUUCGGUUUCCGGAGUGUCCAAAAAUACCGUUGGCUACCCUGGUGACACGUGCCAGCAGCGCUGGCAUACAGCUGCUGGAGGAUUUGCUCCAGUGGGAACCGGAGAAGCGACCGACCGCACAGCAAUCGAUGAAGUAUCCGUACUUUAGCACAGGGAAAGCCCGAAACUCUGCGAACGGUUUAACACAACACAAUCAACCAUCGCACAAUAGUAACGCCAACGGUGGCCCUGCACUCGCCGUACCAAAUGCUCGAUUGUCAAUCAUGGAACUAGCGUCCAACACGAGGAAUGUGCGCGAUACGAAUGGAGCUAAUGGCAACUACAAUCCAAUUAGCAACAACGAACUGAACGACCUAAACUCCAUGCUAAGCCUAUCGCGCGUGUCGGAGACGACUGUCGACCGGACGACUCAGCAAACACAGCCGACCCAAGCCAGUCAGCAGGCGUACACCGAAGAUGAGAAGGAAGCUACAGGUAAGCUGCAGAGUGGGAUUAACUAUAGUCUGCUCAACGAGAUGCUCAACGGGUACAGUGUGGGAAUUGCGCCUUCGGUUCCCACGAAUGGGCAGGGCAUGGCGAGGAUACUCCGCAAUGGAGCAUCGAACACAUUCAGCAAGUCGAACGUUGCCUACGACGCCAGCAACAUGGUAGCCGAUGUGGAUAAGGUGACGAAUGAUAAGGGUGCGGGAUCGGUCGUCAGCUAUGCCAUCAUUAAACCUGCCGUGGUGCGUAUUGACGACAACCGAUUGGCGGAUGUGUCCAUACCGCUGGCCGACGGAAUCGGAGGUCGGAAGGAGAAGGUGAACGAUAUUUUUGUGACUCGAAACACUGACUAUCAGCACAACCACCACCACGGAAGCGGACAAGGCGUCACGAAGGCCACGAACGGACAUCGCAUACUUCCGGUGGUUGAUAGUGACGAUUCGAGCUACUUCGGAAGCGGAUUCUAUUUGCAUAAGAAAAGCUCUGGCCACACGUUGAAGAACGGAAGCUCGGCAGUAAGCAUGGGCGGUGGCAGUGACGGUGGAGGGGUAGGAGUCGGCCGAAGGGCCGCAGGCAGUGGAGCAUUUAAUGGUAGCUUUCUGAACGACAGCAAGGUGUACAACGCAUUCUCAAAACAACCUAUGCUCUUGACGCGGAAAACAGAUGAGGAUCUGAAGGUGUACCGAAACCGCAACGGGCCGCUGGACCGAACCAUUCACGGGCAUUUUAGCAAGAGCUGGGAACCAACGCAUCAUCUUGGGGAAGGCCGGGCGGAUGAUUCAUUGGAUGAAAUUUUGGGAAGCCGGGUUAAGGCAUCCAAGAAGCCUGCGAACGACUUUAAGCUAGAGGAUCUGUUCGGUGCACUGUCGUUCAGCAAGGAUUCAACGACGGCAAAGUACCCGAACACGGUUCCGUUCGCCAAGAGUUCUACGAAAAACAUCGGUGCCAGCGGAGCGAUAGCGGACAUUUUCGACAAUUCUGAAGCUAAACCAUCCCAUUCUAGUGCAAACGUGAUGCCGCGGCGCAAGAAUCAGCAGCAAGUAUUCGUAUCGGACACAAGCAACUUGAGCACGGAAAAGUUUAGCGGCAUUAAUGCCUCGUUUAAGUUGUUCCCAUGGGAUGAUGUACCGAAGAAUGGUGUAGAAAAGAAGCAGUGGAUUCCCGACAAUGGGGUUUUGACGUACGUUGGCGCCGGUAACAACGAGCACACGGGACGAACGGAUUGGGCCGCAAAGUACCUGAGCAAAUAAGGAAGCGGGAUGUGGUCGGUUGCACAUCGCUUAGCAUUAUAGGAUUCGUUCUUGUUUUGUCUAGCAACCUAUCUGUGAUAGAUCAGCGUAACUUUAGACAAUUGUGGCAGUUGUUAUGAUGUUAGUUUGUUUAGUUUUUGUUUAAGGUUACAUAGAUAUAGGCACUGUAAUUAAAAAGGACGAUUCAAUAUCCUGAGUUCGCUGAUUGAACUAGCUGGUAGAAUGAAUAAAACAACCAACUUUUC